UAUAAAAUUAGGGUUUUUAUUUAUGUUCUGUGAAAGUUGUAUGUUCUCAAUCUUCUUCCUAACCUUGUUGGUUAAUGAGCAAUGUCUGCUUCCCGUUCUUCUUUUUCUUGUUGCAAUAGCUUGGGCCGUCGUUGUUCUCAUUAUUCACCUGGGGUGGUUCAAUGGGGCAAGGGAUAAUCCCCAUUUGCAAAUUUGGUGAGAUGGCAGUAGUAAAAAUGGCUAGAACUCCGAAGAAUUCCGAAAGAUAUUUUUGGGGUUGUCGAAACUACAAGAAUGAAGCUGGUAAUGCAAUGUGUUGCAACUAUUUCAAGUGGUGCAAUCAAGAAAAUGAUGAUGAAAGGGAUGUUAUUAUUGAGAGGCUAAGGGGGAAGAUUUGUGAUCUGGAAAAUGCACUCAAAGCUUCGAAGAAAAAGAUCCAAUUAUUAGUAGCAGUGACUGGUUUUCUUAGUGUAGUUAACAUACUUAUGUUUUGUGUAUUUUGGUUGAAGUGGUGAUGUUUAAAGAGGUAGUCCCAAUGUGGUUGAACGUAGUGAUUUAAGGUCAAUGGAGUUGAACUGUUGUGAUGUUUAGGUUGUGGCUAUUUCUUUUGUACUAAAUGAAGGAAUGAAAUUUCAAUUAUUUAGUAAGUAAUUGUUCA
Vigna radiata var. radiata (mung bean) is the source of this 637-nucleotide messenger RNA. RefSeq lists its product as uncharacterized. Gene Ontology annotation, molecular function: zinc ion binding. The record is from RefSeq and is a predicted model, not a curated record. The transcript is spliced from 2 exons. NCBI's taxonomy places the organism in Eukaryota, Viridiplantae, Streptophyta, Magnoliopsida, Fabales, Fabaceae. Bases 162 to 494 code for a protein of 110 amino acids.